Molecule: messenger RNA, 498 nt
Organism: Rodentolepis nana
Lineage: Eukaryota; Metazoa; Platyhelminthes; Cestoda; Cyclophyllidea; Hymenolepididae
Source: the annotation of a GenBank genome assembly
AUGCUUCACCAUCUUCAAGCCGCAGGAAUCAACGAUUUUCAUAAUGUUGAGACUAUAGCAGAAGAAGUGCUUUCAACUUCGCCAACAUAUGAAAAGUUGGGCAUCUCUACCUAUCCAACUAUCUCUCUUAUCAAUCACUCAUGCAACCCCACAGCUUCUGCUCUAAUGUCUGACAAGGGAAUUAUGAUAAUUUAUGCCAUGCAGUCUCUUUGUGCUGGAAGCCAGCUUUCCAUAAAAUAUCAUUCCUAUUUCUACGAGCAAUCGACGGAAGAAAGGCAGAAAUGUCUUAAACUCCUCGCUACCCGAGAAAUGAAACUCGCCAACGCCAUCUUCUCCAUUGCAAACCCACCGCAAUCUCUGCGUGAGGGUGGUCUCAUCUUCAUUUGCGGUUCGAUAGACGGCGUAUUGUCGGUAGCGGGUAGGCGGCACAAUGCCAAUGACAUUAACGCGACUGUGAUCGCUGUUCAACCAACCAAGAUUGUAUACCGUGGCCGGUAA